Macadamia integrifolia is the source of this 1090-nucleotide messenger RNA. RefSeq names its product dnaJ homolog subfamily C member 14. Lineage: Eukaryota; Viridiplantae; Streptophyta; Magnoliopsida; Proteales; Proteaceae. The transcript is spliced from 4 exons. The coding region runs from base 142 to 906 and encodes 254 amino acids. The record is from RefSeq and is a predicted model, not a curated record.
UCCCGCAAAACAUGCCAUUCCUAACCGCUCCACCUUCUCAGAUCUUUUUAAACCCCAAAAAAAUUGGACAGCAGAGAUUGAACAAAGUGAAUUCUCAAUUGAAAUGUAUCCCUUUAUCUCAUUUUUCUAAGUAUAGAGAGAAUGGGAGGAGAAGAUUUGGAUUUCAAAUCACAACUUGUGAUACAGAUCUGUUCUUUCUCUUCAAGCUCCAGUUCCUGCAAGCAUCGUCGCUUCCAGAACCCUAUCAAAUCGCCAUUAAUUGAUUGGUACCUUCUUCUUCGUGUUGAAGAAGACGCAGAAAUAGAAAUUAUUCGGAAACAAUACCUGAAACUUGCUUUGCAACUUCACCCAGAUAAGAACAAGCAUCCCAAGGCUGAAAUUGCAUUUAAGCUCGUCUCCCAGGCAUAUGCUUGUCUCUCUGAUGGAACGAAAAGAAGAGCAUUUGAUUCGGAGAGGAGGAAAAGCUUCUGCUCUCAUUGCAGCAAACGCUCAUCCUCCAAAUUCCAAGGCAAUUCAGAAGAUAAACUUCAGGGUUCAGAUACUAGAUACUGGAUCAGAUCAAACAAGGUUUUGCAGAGUUUUCGAGAAGUUCGAGAUAGAUUCAACAAGGAAGCAAAGGUGGUAGAGAGUUGUUUGAAGGCCAAUCGUGCAUCUGGAAAUGAAUUUCCAGUUUUUGAUCCGAGUAACUACUCGUUGCAGGAUUACCCCCAUUGUAGAACUCAGAUCUACAACAAACCGAAAGACUUCUGGUUAUUGAGAUCGGUAAAUAUUGAUAUUGCAGGAUUUGAUUACAGACGUGGAAGGUGUAGUUCCCCAGUCUUUGAAAUUGGAUCAGAAAAGAGAUCAUUUCAAUGCAGAUCAGCAUCAUCAUCUUCAAACAGAUAUUGUGAAACUUUCUGUAAAUAAUUCCUACACAUUCAUUUCUAUUGAAUUUGAAUGAGAAAGCUCUAUAAAAGUCUAAACAACAUCAAAUCCAACCCCCUAGAUCCCCUUUUCUGAUGGUGACUUCUACACCCAUGUUUCCAAAGAAUAUUUGUAGAAUGAAUAGGGUUGCUGCCGUUUAGUACAGUGCCGUAUAAUCUUGAUACCA